GUCAUCUCCGAGAAACAGCUUGUCGGAAGGGUGAAAUGAGCAGGAGCUCAACAUGCGUGUAUUUCUUGCAGCACAGCUCUUUCCAAAUCCUUUGCGGGAAUCGAGAUGUGGUUUUAGUGUGGAUCUAUGUGUUUGUCGUUAUAAAAAGGAAGGAAGUGUGUGUGUGCGCUUAUUGGAGGCUUGGACGAAGCUGCAUGCGGAGUGCAGAGUAUUGUAUAUCUGUCGCUCCUGUUCAGCUGACCAUGUUGUUCCUGGUUAUUCUCACCACUUUCCUUUGUUCCACGUAUGCUGAUAUUUCUUGCUACAAUGAUGACGGGCAGCCAGUUGACUGGUUCAUAAUCUAUAAGUUACCUAAACUAAAGGAAAAUCCUGAUCAUGAUGGAGAGACGUACAUGUACCAGGAUGCUUCAACACAGGCCUGGGUCGAGAGUACACACACAAUGAAUGAUACAGAUGGGGCAGUGGGACAUACUUUGCAGCAAUUUUACAAGUCUGGAGGACCCAAGAAUGAAGGUGUGGCAUAUGUGCUUUAUAAUGACCAGUUUGAAGAGAAGAUGUCGUAUCCAUCUAAAUUUGGUCACACAAAAGGUGUCAUUCUUCUGGAUCAAGAACAAGGAAUCUGGUUGGUUCACAGUACCCCAAAGUUUCCUCCAAAGUUGCAAGAAGGCUACUACUGGCCCCAUAAUGGGCUUCGCAAUGGACAGUCCUUCCUAUGUGUGACGUACUCCUACUCCUCUUUUAAAGCUAUAGGGAAUCAGUUGAUGUACACUGAGCCGGACUGUUAUGAAUCCUCUCUCCCACCUUCGUUUGCUGAUGACUUCCCGGAACUAGUUAGUGCAUCCCAGGGAAAAUUUGUAAAGAAACCACCUUGGACCAGUCAGGUCACUUUAACUUCAGUAGGAGGGAAAGCAUUCACAAGCUUCGCAAAAAACGGACACUUUGAGGAUGAUCUUUAUUCUGGUUGGUUAUCUGGAGCCCUGGAAAGCAAUCUUUUGGUUCAGUUCUGGCCUAACUCAGCAGGCGUUCUCCCUUCCAACUGCAGCAUAGAGUAUUUUGUUUACAGCAUUGAAUAUCUUCAGUUUUCACAAGCUAUAAGUUUCUCUCACCACAUCGACCACUCUAAAUGGUGCAUUUCUAAAUCUGCAAAUGACAGUGGUAAGCCAUGGACCUGCAUUGGUGACAUGAACCGUGUUGAAGGAGAGAUGAAGCGAGGUGGAGGGACAGUCUGCACCAGUGAUGCAGCAAUUUGGAAAGCUUUCUAUAAGCUCAUCGAAAAAUAUGAAGACUGCAGCUAGUGAAUGUAACUCAAUACACCCCUCACUUUUCCUAUUUGAUCUUUCACUAAAAUGAAUGUCCUUGUUCGAAACAUUUGUUUUCGCACACAUUCAUGACAAGCACUAACAUUUACAUUUAUAAUGUAUACACUAGGGCAGAUUACGAUUAAUGAACAUUAGCCACUAGACUAGAUUUGUGGCUGACAAAAACACAAGUACUGUACAACAUAGGCAACUUUAAACUUUUGUGAAAUCAGAAAAUGAAAUCUGGAUUUCUAUUUCUUUCACACAAAGUAAGUCCUGGUGCAGAUUCUGUUAGUGUUUGCUUCACUCAGUCCUAUAUGUACACUCACAGACGUGCUGAAUCUCUGAUAGACACAAAUACCACUUUGUUUGCCUAGGUUUCCCAUUCAGACACUUCCCUCGAUUUUCACAUAGAUGUACAACACUUCACCGAAGUUGGUGUUUAACACACAUUGUUAUGUUGCUGUGUGCAUUAUCGUGCUAGCAUUUUGUACCUGCUGAGAUAUGCAUUACUGUCUCAGUACAUAUUGGGGCACAUCUGACCAUAUUCAAAGCUUUAUUAGCAAAUUAUACUAUGCACUGUCCUGGCAGCUGUUUUCUACCAUGUAACCAUCCAGAUAUGUGUGACUUCCAGUGGCUGAAAUUGGUUUUACUAUAGAAGUAACUUUCCUGUAUUGUCUGCUCUUCAGCAUUAAUGCAUCUAGAACGUAACUUUGUAGUUUUGAAAAAACUUUUACAGUUUAUCUGUUAUGUUAUUAUUUGUAAAUAUGUACAUUAAUUAACAGCAUUUGCUACUUCAGUUGUAAGUGAGCUGUUUGCAGUUAGUGCAUAUUUAAUAGUAAAAGAUUUAAGAUAAGUAAGAAUACAGUUACAGUAUAAUAAAUCAAACCCCAAAAUGGACAAGAUGAUGAAAUGGACAGUAGAUGUAGUGGGCAGUAGAACUUAGCCACUGCAUGCAGCAAGUCACUAGGUUUUAUUGUUAAAGUUCUUGUCAGUACCUUCUGGUCACUGAUAGACUUGAUAAAUGAAAGGUUUACUGCUACAACAGAAAAAUGCAAGUGAAUAUGCAAAGUUGCUACUCAUUUUGUAACUGACACUCUUUUGUAAUUUUGUCUUGAACAGAGUAAAAGCCAUGAAAACACAUCCUGUUUUGUCAUAUUUUUGUCAAUAUUUUGUUUUCUGUACUUUGUUAAAGUCCUAAACAUUUUUUUAUUGAAAUUUAGUUCUAGAUCUUUCUGACAGAUGGUUUACUUGUUCUGAUGUGAUUUUAUUUCUAACUAAUAAACAAUUUGAUAUUA
Molecule: messenger RNA, 2596 nt
Organism: Protopterus annectens (West African lungfish)
Lineage: Eukaryota; Metazoa; Chordata; Ceratodontiformes; Protopteridae
Gene: DNASE2
Product: deoxyribonuclease 2, lysosomal
Exons: 7
Coding region: 36-1295 (419 amino acids)
Biological process (GO): apoptotic DNA fragmentation
Molecular function (GO): deoxyribonuclease II activity
Source: RefSeq, a predicted model, not a curated record